GGGUUGGACUUGGAGCCCAAGAAGAACACCGCACCAACAAAAAGGAAACCGGAGAGGGAGUAGUCGGAGGAAGAGGGGAAUCACCACAGACCCAAACCCUACACACCUCGGAUCGAAUAGCAGGAGGAAGAAGGGAGGAAGAGAAGCUUCGAGGAUGUUCCGCAACCAGUACGACACGGACGUGACGACGUGGAGCCCGGCGGGGCGGCUGUUCCAGGUGGAGUACGCCAUGGAGGCCGUCAAGCAGGGCUCCGCCUGCGUCGGCCUCCGCUCCGCCACCCACGCCGUGCUCGCCGCCGCCAACAAGUCCGCCAACGAGCUCUCCUCACACCAGCGGAAGGUCUUCCGCGUCGCCGACCACGCAGGGGUCGCCCUCGCGGGCCUCACCGCCGACGGCCGCGUCCUCUCCAGGUUCCUCCGCUCCGAGUGCAUCAACCACGCCUUCGUCUACGACGCGCCCCUCCCCGUCUCCAGGCUCGCGCUCCGCCUCGCCGACAAGGCGCAGGUUUGCACACAGCGUUCAUGGAAGAGGCCCUAUGGUGUAGGCCUCCUUGUUGCUGGACUAGAUGAGUCUGGAGCUCAUCUCUACUACAACUGCCCCAGCGGGAAUUACUUUGAAUACCAGGCAUUUGCCAUUGGCUCUCGCUCCCAGGCAGCAAAGACCUACCUCGAACGCAGAUUCGAGAAAUUCAACGACUACACCCCGGACCAGCUCAUCAGAGACGCCCUCUCAGCCAUAAAGGAGACCCUCCAAGGUGAGAAGCUGACCAGCUCCAACUGCACCAUCUCUAUUGUCGGCAGAAAGGACGAUGGCACCGUCGAGCCCUUCUCGGUGAUCGACGCCAAGAGGAUCCAGGAGAUUAUUGACUCGAUGGAGGCCGCCGACGAGGUGCCACCGGCCGAUGCGCCGGCUGAAUCGAGCUCGAUGCAGGAGGGGGAUGACACGGGCGCUGCAGGCGCUGAUCCCGCGGCCCCGGCUGAUGCCCCGGCACCGAUGGACAUCUAGGCCUUUCUCCUUCUCUGUUGCGCGUUCAGAAUUUCCUCAAAGAACUAGACUGUUGUUUUUAGAAAAGCCGCGACUCCUGUGUACUGUUUGUGCCUCUACAGUCUGGUGGUGCUUAUCCUUUAACUGAUUGUUUAUCAUGUGAUGAUUGCGAACAGAAUUCGUUUGGUUACCAUGAGGACAGGUUACGUUUAUAUUCACAAGAUCCCUUUAUCCUCUU
This is a messenger RNA of Brachypodium distachyon (stiff brome), 1223 nucleotides long. RefSeq names its product proteasome subunit alpha type-1. The transcript is spliced from 2 exons. Gene Ontology annotation, biological process: ubiquitin-dependent protein catabolic process. The coding region runs from base 155 to 1006 and encodes 283 amino acids. Gene Ontology annotation, cellular component: proteasome core complex; proteasome core complex, alpha-subunit complex. The record is from RefSeq and is a predicted model, not a curated record. NCBI's taxonomy places the organism in Eukaryota, Viridiplantae, Streptophyta, Magnoliopsida, Poales, Poaceae.